ACUCCCCAAAUCUGCUUCUUCGCCUUCUCUCGGCUCGAUACCCUAGGGCACGCACGGUGCGGAUGGCCGUGGCGGAGGUGGAGGCGGAGGGGUGCGGCGGCGAGCCGGUGACGCCCGCGGCGGUUGCUGGCCUGAGCCAGGCGUCGGACGACCGGCGGCUGCUGCGGUUGCGGUACCUCGCCGUGAAGGGUCGCAUCAGUGAUGAUAAGGAUGAUAUGGCGAGCGCGGACUCGGUCAAGUUUCGGGCCAUCUUCACGCAGGUGGAGGACCUGCACAAGCUUGUUCAGAGGCCUAGGGAGCAGAUUGCCGAUGCAGAAGCCUUGCUGGACAUCGCCACCAGUUUGGUAGCAUCAGUAAGGACACAGUCAGCGCUGGGGAUCACGCCUUCUGAUUUUGUUUCUGGAAUGCUGAAGAGGUUUGGAAAGAAAGGGAGAGACGAUGGUGAGGCUUCCUCGUUGAGCUGGGUUGAUGUAGGCCUUUACACUUCUCGGGUUUUCCUGCCCGUGCCUGGAUGCUGCACCAUGAAUGGUCCCAUGAAUACAGAAGUGCAUCCACGGAGGGUUCGUGUGUGUAGAAAGAGGACGGCUAAGCCUCGUGGAAGUGAAUGCCCUGAACAGCUUGCUGAUUCGUCAAGUGCUGCAAAGACAGAUACUGACAGGAACAUGUCUGUCAUAUUUGAUGUUCUGCGGAAGAAGAAAAAUGCAAGGUUCGAAAACCUUGUUUUAAACAAAAAAUCCUUUGCCCAAACGGUGGAGAAUAUCUUUGCCUUGUCAUUCCUAGUGAAAGAUGGCCGGGUGGAGAUAAGUGUGAACAAUGAGGGCCACCAUCUUGUCUAUCCAAGAAAUGCCCCUGCUGCUAGUGCCAUAACCUCAGGAAAAGUUGUAUACAAUCAUUUUGUAUUCAGAUUUGACUUCCAGGAUUGGAAGCUCAUGAAAGAGAUGGCCCUGGACGGUGAAGAGCUGAUGCAGCACAGGUCUUACCAGGUCGGCACACCAGACACCACCACCGGAGCAGAUAGCAGUCACCACGAGCCAGAGUCACCUGCAGUCCCUGUACACAGCACAUCGAUCAGGAAACUCUGCAGGAACCGAGGCCUGGUCAUGCAUGACAUGCAGGAGCAGCAGGACGAUGAGGCGGCCACCGCGGGCAAGGCAACGGAGGCCAUGGCCACAGAGAAGAUGGCCAUGGAUGCGCAGGAGACUAUGCUGAAGACCAAGCGUAGGCGUCUCUUCCAAGACGACGACGACUAGAGGGCAGUGGGUGGGUCAUGUGUAGAGUAGUAAAGCCUUUUGUGUCUUUAUAUGUAGGUAAUAGAGAAGUCAGUUAGCUUAGGUAGCUUAGCGUUGAGAUGUCUUAUUAGGAAAUGGAAAAGCUUAGUGGCAUCCGCACCGCCCGUGUCAGUUUUUGGAUCGUUGGGCGUGUCGCCGAAUGUUUUAAGGUCUUUUGGUUAUUUAGGGCAGUAUGUAUGAACUGGACGCUCUGCAGAUCAGUCGAGUUAUAGAAAGAUGGGAGAUUAUUUCUGAUACAGUGUUCAUGGUCAGAUAUGUUGGUGCCGGUGCCACUUCUUGGCUCCGUAGAUUGUAGGUGUGUGUAAUUGGAGUUGCAGAAUGCACCAUGUGUGCUUUUUCUCCAUGAACAGUGUGAUUCAUAUAUGCAUUUCGUUCUC
Oryza brachyantha (malo sina) is the source of this 1666-nucleotide messenger RNA. Its product is annotated as non-structural maintenance of chromosomes element 4 homolog A-like. Gene Ontology annotation, biological process: DNA repair. Bases 63 to 1250 code for a protein of 395 amino acids. Gene Ontology annotation, cellular component: nucleus; Smc5-Smc6 complex. The transcript has 7 exons. Lineage: Eukaryota; Viridiplantae; Streptophyta; Magnoliopsida; Poales; Poaceae. The record is from RefSeq and is a predicted model, not a curated record.